AUGUGGCAUGUUCAUUUACACAGCGCUGCUGGCGUGGGUGCCUUUCAGCGUUUUUACAUCACGUCGGUAUUAGCGAGAAAUGGGCAAUUUGGCGGCAACUUCACUACUCCGUUACCUGGCAACGUGGCGGCAAUUGAAAACUGCGGCACGAUGAACGUAGUAUCACACACCCAAGCGCCCAAUAGAAGCGAAGUUUCUCUCUACUGGCAGAUAGAAUCACGUGGUAUUGGUUGUGUCGAGUUCAGUGCUCUUGUACAAAGCAGUCAUGGAGAAUGGUUCGAAACUUCCACGUCUUUUUGCGAAUUCCCGGGAAAUGAGAUAGCGGGUUGCAUUGAAUACAGAACUGAUACAGUAAAAGGCGGACAAAUUACGUCACCCAAUUAUCCUUAUCAGUACCCAGACGGUGUCGUCUGCGUCGCUUUCAUUCACGCGCCGUUGUUUGCUAGCAUUUAUCUACAGUUUACCAGCGUCGAAAUCGAAUAUGAACGGCAAUGCAGUUACGACAGUGUUAGCGUAUAUACUCGAGGCACGAACACGGAGCCGCAAGAAAUAAUCUGCGGCGAAUACAUCGGCGAAGAACUGAGACAACUAAGGUUCAAAUCAUCUAGCAACAUCAUGGUUGUUAAACUAACAGCUGAUGUCAAAUUCGGUGGGAGAGGUUAUACCGCAAAGUAUUACAGUCUGGACAGCACAAAUGGGUGCAACCUGACAAUGACAGCGGACUCGGGUGUCGUUACAAGUUGGAACUACCCGGCAUUUUACUUUCCAAAUCUACAAUGCCAUAUUAUCAUACAUGUCGAUUGGUCGAAACGGAUAAGGCUCGAGAUUACCGAGCUUGAUAUCCAAAAUGAAACUAUUAACGGGGAGUGUAACACUGACGUGGUCCAGGUGUUCGCUGACGGACCUGAACGGAAUCACCGCUCGUUUUUCUGUGGAAGCAUAUACAAAUAUUCAAGAAAGGAGUUAGUGGCGGAUUCCGUACGCAAUAUUAUUGAACUUGAGUUCACUUCCGACUACCUCAUUGAAAAUUCGGGAUUUGUAGCAGAGUAUUAUACGAAACUGUCUUGUGUGAAUCAAACUAUAACGGGAAGGAAUGGGACCUUGUCGAGUCCUAACUAUCCUGAAAAUUACCCGAAUUCUCAAGACUGUUUUAUUACAAUACAAGUACCGGAGGGAUUUUCAGUCUUGUUGCGGUUCGUUAAUUUUCAAACAGAAGGUACUGACAUUGACGACGUUUCGUCUUGUCGAGAUUAUGUCGAAAUAUCAACUGGGAAUUCUACUUCAGUACUCUGUGGCAACUUGGAAGGGAAACAAAACCAGUUAGUUUUCCAAUCAACCAAUAAUACUAUAAUCUUACAUUUCAUUACUGAUGGUUUAGUAACAAUGUCCGGUUUUUAUGCCGUGUUUGAUGCUGUAGAUAUAGUAGAUGCAGCGUUGUCGCCUUGUCCACUCGAUUGGCUGAACUUUCGCGAUAACUGUUACGAAAUUGUGCACACCAAAAAGACAUGGCAGGAGGCGUCCGGAGCUUGUUUGGCGGAAGGGACUCACUUAGCCAGCAUACACAGUAUGGAAGAGCAGUUUUUUAUAAAUUCCGCUGUACAGAACAGCAUGGAGUCUGAAGACGCAGCAUUUUGGAUAGGCGGACAUGAUAUAAUACACGAAGCUGACUACGUGUGGCAGGACCAUAGCAACUUCGACUUUACUGAUUGGUUUCCUGGCUGGAGCGCGUUUGAAUUUUUCGGUCGGCAGCCCACAGACGACGGUCUCAGUGGUGAAGACUGCAUCGAGCUCAGGCAGAUAUUCCACUUCCCGUCGAAGGGAUAUGGCGUGACCAGUCGACUUUACUGGAAUGACAGAGACUGUCAUGCUACAAAUGGAUAUAUAUGCAAACAGCUGGCAAUUGGAGCCAGCACAGUGGCGCCACCUAGAGAGGUGAACUGCGACCAAUUCUGGAAUGCCACAAAUGGUAACAUCCGCAGCUGGUCCUUCCCAGACAACUAUGCCAAUAACAUGGACUGUGAUAUAGUGAUUCAAGUUACUCAGGGAUAUCAAAUCAUCUUGGAAUUCUUAGACUUUGUCAUGGAGGAAGGUGGCGACUGCCAAUGCGAGUACGACUAUAUUCAAAUAUUCACACCUGGUGGUGAAGAGGAACCCGAUACUGUUUGCGGCAACCAGACGGACAGUAUCAAACUCUUACGGCGGGUCACAGACAUUAAUUUGCUCAUAAUCAGGUUUCACACAGAUCAUUCCCGCACAUUUGAAGGAUUUAAUGCGGUGUAUAGUGUACAGCGAGGACCUGAAUAUUGUGACAAUGACAGGUGGAUUUUUUAUAAUGGAAUAUGCUACCUAAUAAACCAGAGCAAACUUGAUGAGGUGUCCUGGACGGUGGCGUCGUCUGUGUGUGAUAUCUAUAACGCUAGCUUAGCGAGUAUUACUGCACAAGAUCAGUAUUAUUUUCUGGAAGAGCUUAUUAGGUGGAAUAACGGGUAUGUAGCGGGGGAUGUCUAUUGGUUGAGUGGUAGUGAUGUCCAGAGUGAAGGGAGAUGGACGUGGCAUGAUGGGCAGCCAUUUAGCUUUACAGCUUGGUACCCAGGUUUUGGGGAUGACGACCGUCAGUACAACCGUCAACCGAGUAACACAUCCAAUCAUGACUGCCUGUCAUUAACACAACGGUUUGAAACUUCAAAUGGUGCUCUGAGAGUGGUGGACAGGAUGUACUGGAGAGAUGAACUAUGCAAUAAAAAAGCCAAAUAUAUUUGCCAAAAAAAAUCAUUAUCUAUGCCACAAGUUGAUGAACAACCAUAUCAAUUACUCCUAAGCGGUAUGGUUAAUUUUAGCAGUCCAAACUUUCCGCACAAAUAUGACAACAACGUGAACAAUGUGACUGUAGUACAAGUGCCUUCUGGAUACCGAAUAAAAAUAGCGUUUUUAGUUUUCGCCUUAGAGGAUCACAGUGAAUGCCUUUAUGACUUCCUAAGUUUAAAAGACGACGCGCAAUGUGUUCGUUUAUGUGGAAACAAAUCCGAGCAUCUGGAUGAAUUGACGUUUUGGUCUUUUACGAAUUUUACAGAAAUCACAUUCCACACAGAUCAUUCUAUAAGAAAUACGGGAUUUUACGGAUAUUACGAAAUCGUCGAUGUAUUAUCUUGUCUCAAUAGGACAAUUACAGGAAGACGGGGGCAGCUACAUAGUUUUAAUUUCCCGGAAAAAUACCUUUCCAAUUUGGAUUGCCGUACUAAUAUAAGAGUACCACGAGGUUAUCGCGUGUAUCUACAAUUCGAACAGUUCAAAUUGCAAGAUUCUGCCGAUUGCAAUGAUGAUUACGUUGUGAUUUUUUUGGAUGGAGUCGGCAUGCGGCGUACUGAAAGGUACUGCGGGGAUCACAGCUCAGACAUCUCAGUCAUGAAGUUUGUCUCAUACCAGUCUACGAUGAGUGUAAUAUUUCAUAGUGAAUUCAAUGGAUCGACGGGAUACUUAGCAACAUUCUCUGCAGUGAAACACGCUAAAGUCGUUAUUGAUGUGCAUAGCGAUCUGACAACCAGUGGAGUCAUCUCUAGCCUUAAUUAUCCAAAUCCUUAUCCGAUUAACACAAAUCUCACAAUCAUCGUUCGAGGACCACAGGAUUCACACAUAAUUGUGACAUUUGAAGGGUGUCUGAUGACCGGAUCUGCUCACUGUGCAAGUAAACUGAGAGUGUAUAAUUACUUGUUGUAUAGCGAACGGCGAGAGAUUGGCCAGAUUAUGUGCGGAGACGAGUGUAACAUCACCACUGAGGAUGUACUAACUGUCCAGUCAACACUGAAUACACUGUUCAUAGAAUUCGUAUCACAUGAUUUUGAACUGGAAGGAUUUCAAGCUCGUUACCGCGUCACACAGAGUAAUGACACGUGUGCGGAAGCAUACUGUAGUCAACAUGGUAGAUGCGUUUACAAGAACAACCAGUACUCGUGCUCGUGUGAUUCCGGCUUCAAAGGAUUAUUUUGCGAAAACAUCAACAUAGAACGAGGAAAGACUUUAAUGGAAAGAUUAAUGGAAGAUCCAUUCUGGAUUGGGAUUAUUGUCAUCCUGGUUUUUCUUCUAUUAGGCAUGUCGGGUGUAUUCUUGCGGAAAAAAAUCGGCAAACAUUUAAAAAAUAAGCGAGAAUUGAAAAAUAUAGGUACAUCAUCAAAUACACGUGCUAAUAGAGGCGAAGCUGUGCGUUUCCGUGACGACCACAGCUUAAUGCGGGUUAAUGAAAUCAUACUAGAAGAGAUCGUAGGAGUGGGCAUCGAAAACGGACAUGCUGGGCGUGGUCAAUACGAUAUUGAAGAAGAAGAUGAGGAAGAGCAAAUUGCAAAUGGAGAGCAUGCAGCUAAUAUAUCACCAGGUGGUGAAUCAAUUCAGAGAUACUUGGAAAGUAGAGGUACAGUGGCAACAGCCUUGAGUGGACUGGUAUCAGCAGCGGCGCUUUCAAAUGUGAAUGCAAGAAAAACACAGCAGCGUCAUCGCGAAGAAUCCGAUCAUGACAAUGUUGGAGGAACGCGCAAAUUUAUCUCUAACAUACUGAAAAGGCCAAAUUAUUCUAAUAAUAUCACUUUGGGUACAAAAUCUCCCUCACUGCGACGACAAUCUUAUUUACGGACCGGAAAAAAGACACUGCAGAGGCAGAAUACACCAGUGAAUGGCUGUUCAAUAAAAGACGGAUACCUUGAGGGGACAAACGAAGCUAAUCACGAGUUAAUCAAUACCUCCAUGCAAGACAGGAACACUGAUGGGGAAUACUUGAAUCAAAUAUUUGUAGCAAUUCAUGACGAGAGUGUUACUGAUGAUGAAUGCAGCUCUAGUAGAGACACUCCGCGUAUUUACGAAGAAGAGUUCAGUGAGGGGAUUUCGGAAAGUAGCAAUGAGUUGGAGGAGCCUGACACGCUCGUGUGUAAUGAUAUAAACCAGGUGUCAGAAUCACUAUUAUAUACAAUUGAUGAAACAUCAAAGGAAUCUGAUGAAUACUCUUUGCAUCAAAGCUCCAGCGUCUCGGAAGAUUCAUCAGUUGAGCUACCAGAGGUUCAGCCUUACAGAGGAAGGUCCAAGGAAAGUCUUCACUCACUCCAUAACCAACAUGUCAUCUGUGAAAUUGACGGCACCGAAUACUCAGACAAUGUCGAUAUUAGCGAACUAAAUGACUGCAAUUCUACAGAUCUAAGUCAAGUCGCCAUGCAAGUUCCACGUGGUUCUUUAUUCUCUAAAUCUUUCUCCACUAGCCUUGAAGGAGUUAGUCGUUUCUCGGAUUCGGACAAAGAAACCGUAGUUGUAAAUCAUCGAAACGGGGACUUGCCACACCAGACCUCACAGAACCUGGAUGAUUAUGACUUGGAAGACGGUGGAUAUCACCGGGCACCCGAGUCAUUACAAUCCACGUCCAUAGUCUCAAGUUUUGACGGUUCGGAUGAUAUGUUGAAAAAUGAAGAGCAUGGGGUCUCAGAACAACCAAACCACCUCACUCGUCAACGGACUACUCCAAGCACUUCAGAAUUGGAUACGAUCAAUGAAGGUGAAAUAACAAGGCAUGAUAAACGUAGAAAUGGUACAAUUUACUCAAAUAAAGAAUGUACUAUUUGUGAAGAAACAGUUUGA
Molecule: messenger RNA, 5610 nt
Organism: Saccoglossus kowalevskii
Lineage: Eukaryota; Metazoa; Hemichordata; Enteropneusta; Harrimaniidae
Product: cubilin-like
Source: RefSeq, a predicted model, not a curated record